Messenger RNA from Alternaria alternata, 1770 nucleotides. Its product is annotated as alpha-amylase. Bases 1 to 1770 code for a protein of 589 amino acids. Gene Ontology annotation, molecular function: starch binding; alpha-amylase activity; cation binding. The record is from RefSeq and is a predicted model, not a curated record. NCBI's taxonomy places the organism in Eukaryota, Fungi, Ascomycota, Dothideomycetes, Pleosporales, Pleosporaceae. Gene Ontology annotation, biological process: carbohydrate metabolic process. The transcript is spliced from 3 exons.
AUGUUGUUCUUCAAACUCAUCACAACUGCUCUCUUCUACUUCACCUCUCUUGUCGCAGCUGCCGACACGAGCGCCUGGAAGUCUCGCAGCAUCUACUUCGUUCUCACCGACCGCAUCGCUCGCAGCAGUAGCGAUACUGGCGGCGGAGCAUGCAGCAAUCUUGGCAACUACUGCGGCGGAACCUUCAAGGGUCUCGAGUCUAAACUCGACUACAUCAAAGGGCUAGGAUUCGAUGCCAUCUGGAUCACCCCGGUCGUUGCAAACAAGGCUGCUGGAUACCAUGGCUACUGGGCUGAGGAUCUCUACUCGAUCAACUCAAACUACGGUUCUGCUGCCGACUUGAAGAGCUUGGUCAGCACUGCUCAUGCUAAGGGCAUCUAUGUCAUGGUCGAUGUUGUGGCCAACCACAUGGGCCCAGGUGCGAUCACCAACAACAAGCCUUCGCCACUAAACCAGCAAUCCUCAUACCACUCCGCCUGCGAUAUCAACUACAGCAACCAGGGCAGUAUCGAGCAGUGCCAAAUUGCCGGUCUCCCGGACAUCAACACUCAGUCCACGGAGAUCCGCAGCCUGUUGAACACUUGGGUUUCUUGGCUUGUCAAGGAAUACAGCUUCGAUGGCGUUCGAAUCGACACCGUCAAGCACGUUGAGAAAGACUUCUGGCCUGGCUUCUCUGCUGCAACUGGCGUGUACAGCAUCGGCGAAGUGUUCGAUGGCAACCCGACUUACCUUGCUGAGUACGCCAAGCUUAUGCCCGGUCUUCUGAACUACGCGACCUACUACCCCAUGAACAACUUCUACCAACAGACCGGUUCCGCUCAGGCGCUUGUAGACAUGAUGAACACCGUCAGCAACACUUUCCCUGACCCAUCCGCUCUCGGCACCUUCCUCGACAAUCACGACAACAAGCGUUGGUUGAACGUAAAGAACGACCAGACUCUGCUCAAGAACGCCCUUGCUUACGUCAUCCUCGCGCGAGGAAUUCCCAUCCUCUACUAUGGUACCGAACAAGGCUAUGCCGGUGGUGACGACCCAGCCAACCGAGAAGACCUCUGGCGAAGCGGCUUCAACACUAACGCGAAUCUCUACCAGGCCAUCAAGAAGCUGACUGCUGCAAGGAAGUCUGCAGGAGGUCUUGCCGGUAACGAUCACACCCACUUGUAUGUAGCGGACAACGCCUACGCCUGGAGCCGCGCAGGUGGCAACCUUAUCGUUCUCACCACAAACGCUGGAAGCAGUUCCAACCAGCAACAUUGCUUCAACACCCAGAAGGCUAACGGAAAAUGGAGCAACGUCUACGGAAACGGCGCUGCUGUUACUGCCGACGGCAGCGGUAAGAUCUGUGUGACAGUCAGCAAUGGCGAACCCAUCGUUCUUGUUGCUGGCGCUGCUACGCCCACCACUGGAACCACUCUUACCACCAAGACUGCCACUGCUACUGGAACAUCAACUGCAUGCCCAACAGCUGUUUCGGUUUCUUUCACCCACCGCAUCACCACUGUUCCUGGCGACACUAUCAAGAUCACCGGUAACACUGCGCAGCUGGGUAACUGGACACCUGCCAGCGGCCUUACUCUCUCCGCAAGCAGCUACACCACUAGCAACCCGGUCUGGACGAUCACCGUGCCAUUGGCAGCAGGUUCAGCCAUCCAAUACAAAUUUGUGAAGAUCAGCAGCAGUGGAACGAUCACAUGGGAGAGUGAUCCUAACAGGAGCUACACUGUGCCCAAAUGCCAGGCGAGUGCCAGUCUGAGCAGCUCAUGGCAGUAG